Molecule: messenger RNA, 3141 nt
Organism: Orbicella faveolata
Lineage: Eukaryota; Metazoa; Cnidaria; Anthozoa; Scleractinia; Merulinidae
Product: anoctamin-3-like
Biological process (GO): chloride transmembrane transport
Cellular component (GO): plasma membrane
Molecular function (GO): protein dimerization activity; chloride channel activity
Source: RefSeq, a predicted model, not a curated record
GCAGCGAAGCGUAGCAAUACUUUGGACCCAGCAUUGAAUAACACGUUCAAGGUGUUGAUGAGCUCUGACUGUAUUAGCUAACGUAAAAUGAGUAAGAUACCGUUUACAAGAUUGUCGAAUGAAGAGGAGGAAAAUGAACUUGAUUCUGUUAAUUUCAGUACGGACGACAACAGGGGUCUUUAUUUAAGCGGAGCAGACCAGCCUAGGCGUAGAACAGAUUACGUUUUGGUGUACGAAACGUGCCAAGAGAAUGAAAGCACUGACGAGGAAUCCGCAGCAGAAGUGGCAAGAUUGGCAUCUUUAAGAACAACUUUCGAAAAGCAGCUUGAAGAGCAAGGACUAAUCCUGCAGCGACAAACCCGCGUGGUACAAACGGAUACCGAAGUCUUACGACACUUUGUUUUAAUACACGCUCCUUGGGAAGUACUUGCAGAACGCGCUGAAUGCACGAAGCUAAAAGUUCCCCUUCAGGUCAAUGAUACCGUCUUCACUUCUUGGCUAGAGUUCUUACUUGGUUCAAAGAUAGUAACAGCUAUCAGAAAGAAGAAUCCUCUUAACAUUCGAGAUCCUUUCAUCAAAGAAACUCCGGAUCAUUUCAUGGCGCAGUUUAAGAGGGAUCGCCUUUCAGCAUAUACCUUCCAACAAAACUGCAACCAGGAAUCGUUUUUCUCGAUCAUUGAUCGACAACAUUUGAUCCAGCAAAUCUUUAACAGCACGCGGUUUUCGGAUGAACCAGAUGAUGUAGGACUGAGCAAACUUGUCUACGAGGGCGCAUACCUAGCAUGUUAUCCCCUGCAUGACGGCAAGCUUAAGCAUGAACGGUCAUCAGAUGGUGAAUGUCCAGUUAACAAGCGCCAGCAGCUAAAGAGAGACUGGGCACGAUUUGGCAGAUGUUUCAAGUACCAGCCUUACGAUGCCAUCAAGGAAUACUUUGGUCAUGAAAUCGGCCUGUACUUUGCCUGGCUUGGAUUCUACACCGCCAUGUUAGUUCCACUUGCCAUCGUCGCCUUGAUCGUGUUCUUGUAUGGAAUUCUAUCAACGGGCUCCUAUAUUCCAGUGCUUGACAUGUGCGAUGAGAAGAACCGAGAUCGCUGGUACAUGUGCCCGUUGUGCGAUCGCCAGUGCAGCUACUGGAAUUUAGCUCCAGACACGUGCAUUUACGCUAAAAUCACCCAUUACUUUGACAAUGAUUGGACGGUCGGCCUGGCUUUUCUUUCAUCCCUUUGGGCGUCACUUUUCCUUGAGUUCUGGAAACGACGUCAAGCGUCCCUUGCCCAGAAAUGGCACACAUCUGAGUUUGAAGAAGAGGAAGAAGAAUUUCGCCCCGAGUACUUGGCAAAAUUGACAGAGGGGGAGAAAAAUCCUUACGUUCCUGAUCCGCAAACUGGAAAAAUUCGCCCAAACGUCUUUAAGAUCAAGCGGUUUCGUCGACUGGGAUUCGUGUGUAGUGUCAUCACCCUUAUGAUUUUCCUGGUUAUAGCUGCUAUGAUUGGUGUGGUUGUGUACCGAGCGGCAGUUUUUGCAGUUUUAAGCAGCAGUUCGGACCAGAAAAUCGAAAAGGGUGCUAGGAUCCUCACAACGGCCACUGCUGCCUUACUUAAUCUGGUAGCGAUCACGAUCCUACAAUUCGUGUACAACAAGCUGGCUAUUUUUCUGACUGAUUGGGAGAAUCCGCCAACUAAAACGGCCUACCAAGAUAGUUUCACCAGAAAAAUGGCCCUAUUCCAAUUCGUCAACAACUACACCUCCAUCUUCUACAUCGCAUUCUUCAAAUCAGAGAUGAUCGUUGGAUCACCGGGAAGGUACAGAAGAGUGUUGGGUGAGUAUCGACUGGAUGGCUGCAGUGAGCAGGGUUGCUUCUUGGAGCUGACAAUUCAAAUAGCCACUAUCAUGGUCGGACAGCAGAUUUUCUACAACAUCACAGAGAUUGGCAUUCCGUACCUGAUGCUGUUAAAAAAAAGACGUAACCAAAAGAGCGCUGGCGACCGACCACAGUUUGAAUUGGAUUUCGACUUGAGCCCCUUGGAAAAACAUUUCAUGUUCUGGGAAUACCUCGAAAUUGUUUUGCAGUACGGCUUCAUAACGAUGUUUGUUGCCGCCUUCCCACUUGGUCCAUUGUUUGCACUCGUCAAUGCUGUCAUCGAAAUUCGCCUGGAUGCCAUCAACUUCUUGUGCCACUUCCGUCGUCCUGACGCCGCCCGAGUGGAGGACAUUGGAGCGUGGUACAGUGUUCUGGAAACAGUCACCAAGGUUUCAGUUCUGGUGAACGCGUUUGUGCUGGCUUUUACCUCAGAGUUCAUUCCCAAGCUCGUAUACAAAAUGGUUUACUCAUCAGAAAAUGGCCCCUCUUUCUGGAAAGGGACAUUGAAUGGCUACGUCAAUAACAGCCUUGCCUUCAUUGAUUUGAAGACCCUCUACACGUGGGAGAACGGUACUCAACCAGUGAACCCCACUAAAAAUCUUAACUUCACUCGGGAUUAUUGCAGGUAUAAAGGCUACCAUAACAACUACUACCCGUACAAUCGCUCCACUGAGUACUGGAACAUUUUAGCCGCUCGACUCGCCUUCGUGUUCGUUUUUCAGUUUGUUGUGUACGCCAUUGCUUCUUUCAUCGCCUGGAUAGUUCCAGACACCCCCGACGAGCUGGAGUACAAGAUGAAACGAGAGAGGAAGCUUGCCAAGGCGUUACUUCAGGAUCACAGUAACGAAAACAUAUAACGUUUACUUCAGCAUGCAAUUUUUGGGGUAAAAUAAUUCAUGCAAAAGAAAUUAAAUCGAAAUUUCGACCUAUGACUGGUUUUGUACAUGUACGUUUUGUAACCCAUGGGAUUGGUUUUGAAAGUCUUCAUUUAAAAUCUCUUCAUUUAAUGAAUAGGGCAAUAUUAAAAUAUUUGGCUAUGCAUUAUCAAUCGGUUAAGUUUCUUUUAACAACCUAACUCUGGUGUAUGUACAUUUGGAUUGGGCCUUUGUAGAUCCUUAGAUGCUGCUGCACGUUACUGAAACUAUGAUUCAGUGUGAGGCUCAAAACCAUGUUUCUGUCCAAAUAAGAAUGCCUUCAGGACCCUAGUAUUGUGGCAUAUCGAUCUUGCUUCAAAUGUUAAUUCUGAGAGUUUUGUAAUAAAACAAAUAUACCAGCGGUAA